This is a messenger RNA of Aedes aegypti (yellow fever mosquito), 1628 nucleotides long. RefSeq lists its product as uncharacterized. Lineage: Eukaryota; Metazoa; Arthropoda; Insecta; Diptera; Culicidae. Gene Ontology annotation, biological process: glycolytic process. The coding region runs from base 230 to 1606 and encodes 458 amino acids. The record is from RefSeq and is a predicted model, not a curated record. Gene Ontology annotation, molecular function: potassium ion binding; pyruvate kinase activity; magnesium ion binding. Gene Ontology annotation, cellular component: cytoplasm. The transcript has 2 exons.
GCUGUAAAAAUCAUCAUUUUCCACCUUGUUGCGAAGUACUAUUUUUACUUUUGACUUACAUAUAACCAAAGGCGCUAUCCAUUCAUUUGAGUUCCAUGACAAGAAAUUGCAAGAACUGUUUGAUUUUGACCGUUCUUUUAUGCUAAGUAAGCCGUGCUUACAUUCCUAAUCAACAUUGCUUGACACUCAUUUUGUAACAAACCGUUGUUGUCCAUUGUUUCUAGUAAAAAUGACUUUUAUUGCACAAAAUACCUUUCUAUGGCAAAAAUUAGCCGUUGAACUAAAUUUAUCUGUUACCGUAGAUGAGGUAGUGAAAUUUCUACACCAAGGUGUCAAUAUUCUGUAUCUACAGUGUGGAUUGCACACAAAGCAAGAGAACGAACAUUUGCUGGAUAUGGCGAACCAAGCGAUUGCGACUUAUGCCACGGAAAUGGACCUCAGGAAACCUGCAAUUGGUGUCGCGUGCGAACUGAGUGGUAAAAGUUGUCGCUUGAAGUUCGAUCGGAAAUCGGGCCCCAUUGAGGUGGUUCCAGGACAGAAGAUUUUUCUCACAUCUGAUACAAAGUAUGAGGACAGAAAAGUUGAUUCCAUAAUAUACGUAACGAAUUUUGAGAAGCAAUUGAAUAUUUUGAAUCCUGGUGACGUAUUGGGUAUAAAUGAAGUGAAGAUGAAAAUAUGCAAAAUUAAAGGCAAAUUUAUGCAGUGCUGCGUAACAAGUAAUAUUAGUUCUUCGUCACUGUAUCCUUUCGAUCGCAUAGCAAACAUUCGUUUGGACAAAAGCCCCAAGUUGACCGAUACUGACACAGAAGAGUGUCUACUAGCAGUGAGGAAAAAUUGUCACUACAUUGUCAUACCGGAAGUGGAAAAUCACAUUCUAAUUCAUGCGUUGGAUGAGUUAAUGCAGUUUCAUUCGAAUGGUGAUCAAAUAAUUCGAACAAUCGCUAGACUUACAUCCGCUGGUAAUGAUCCAUGUAUCAGACACAAUAUCCAACAUGUUGCUGGAUGUGUUACACAAGACGUCGAUGUCGUGAAGCAAUGUAAAGAAUGUUGUAAAGUAGUUCUGUUUGAAAUCUCAAGCUUGAAUGAACUGCCCAAGGAGGAAGUGUAUCGUCAAGUUGAUGUCUUCAUUACCAAGCCGGAUAUAAUCGAAACCCUGCAAUUUCGUCUUAAAGAAUUGAAUCAAGCAACACUUCGUACAUUGAAGCCAUCCAACUAUUCACUGCAGCUAGAACAAGGACAACGUGUUCUAUGUCAGUGCAUUGAAUAUGCCAGCACCAACUGCCAAGCCAAUGCCGUCAUCUUUUGCACUCCGAAAGCUCUAUGCGAAGCGGAAAAAUUCUCCCGAAGGUGUUUACCCUGUCCGGUACUGGUCACAACCGACAACGAAGAUGCAAUGUACUACCUUUUGCUUCGAAAGUAUUGCUUCCCAAUUUUAGUCUGUGGUGCAAGGUCGAAACGACAUCUCAUCAAAUGCGCCACUAUCUAUGGACGUAAGUUCGGUUUUUUGAAACCGGGUAACUUCGUUGUUACUGGAUUCGGCGAGCACUUUGUGCAAGGAAUGGAACUGAGGUACGUUCCGGAUGAUUUUGUUUCCGGAGCCCAAUAAAACUAUGGCUCUUCAAAAUCCA